This is a messenger RNA of Leptidea sinapis, 2798 nucleotides long. RefSeq lists its product as uncharacterized. Bases 426 to 827 code for a protein of 133 amino acids. The transcript has 3 exons. The record is from RefSeq and is a predicted model, not a curated record. Lineage: Eukaryota; Metazoa; Arthropoda; Insecta; Lepidoptera; Pieridae.
CUAAUCAAACUUUGGAACAACCCCUAAAAAGCAUUCAAUAAAAUUGAAAUUAUUUAUACAAUAGAAAACAAUGGCCGCCGACACACUAAAUAUUGGUGAGCUGAUAAAAGAGAAACUGGCAGAAUCCUUCGAAGGGCCGGACGUAAUGUCCACGCUGCAGAAUCUGCUGGCAAACUCUGGUCACCAAACUGGGGAGCUUAAAGAUAAGCUUACCGGUAUAAUGGAUCAUUACAACACUCUGUCCGAUGGAGACAAGCUAGUGUUCGGGAAAUUUGUCAAGGAGUUGCUAACAAAUAAAUUGGCGAAACAUUUAAAAGAUAAUCCGCCGGACCUGAGCGAAGUGGAAGAAGCCUUAACUGGGGCAGUUCGGCAACAAUUGAUAUAUGCUGCUAUAAUCGGCGUGGCUUUCCUCAUUCUUAUUGAUCAUGGACAAGUCAGGGGUGGAUUACGGAGCGCUCAAAGAAACCCUUAAAAAUGUUGAUAUAGUAUCAAUGCUCAAAGCGAUAGUGUCAACAUCUCCUGAAGACGCUGAGUCGGAAGAUAUCCGGGGGAAGAUAGAAGGAGUAAUAAAGAGAUAUAACGAAAUGACAGACAGGGAGAAGGAGAUGUUCAUGGAGCAGUUGAGAGAUGCAUUAGCGACAAAACUGGCGUUGAAUAUGAGGGAGGCUGCGGGGGAUGAAGGGUUUCCACUAACAUAUGUUAUUGCUGCAUUGUUACUCGGUGUCAUAUUCGUGUUCUUCGGUUAUAAGCUGUACAAAUCGAUAAAGGAGAAAGACUUGAAAAGAGAAGAGAAGAGAAAAGCGAAGCUAAUGAAGAAGAAGAAAUGAUCGAGAAUGUAUCAACUGGUUCAUGUUAUAUACGAAUUAUCGAGCGUUAUCCAUAUUUAUAUAUUUAUUAUUGUACAAAUAUUAAAUAUUGUAAAGAUUUAGAUAUUGUGGGCGCCUUCACUGUCUGAUUUUAAAUUAAAUAAUUUUAAAAUCUGUAAGAUCGAGUUUUGCUUAAGGCGACACUAAAUGCCGGCGUCCUUGAGCGAUAUGAUUUCACGGCUCCUAUGUAACAAAGCCAAUAUUUUCAAAAUUCUUGCGUCGAAAAUUUAACAUUUUAACAGGCGCAAACAGUUUGAUUGCUUACAAUCCUCAUUAUUGAUUACUAAUCUUAAUAAAUGUACCAACACAAAAAAGUAAAAGCUAUAAGAACAACUUUUAUGACAGCAGUAUACUAAACAACAAUGCAUCAUGCCGAGAAAAAACUUGUUUAACUGCAAAGAAAACUGGUAAUUCAUAAUAGCAUUGGAGUGUUAAGUUUAACUAACAGCAAGCAUUAGCAACCUACAAGUAAGACUUAAGGGUAUGUGUAACAGGAUAAAGUAGUGUUCAUAGCUCCAAAUGCUAUAUUUUCAUCACAAAACUUGUCUAAAAACACCUUGUUUGCGUGUUUUCUGCUUACUCUUCGCCUUAAUGUAAUUGCUUUAUUGGAUUGAUGCCAUCUAUUGGAUUCAAUACAUACUUUAUAGAUUUCAAAUCCGAGGUUUACAUCAAAUAGCAACAAUACAAGUUGUAAAGAAAUGAUUAGAAAUUUAUAAUCGCUAAGGGGACGAAUAGGUAUCUCUAAGCAUUCCAUAAUUCAUAAUUUCAACUGUGGGCAACUUCUAAAUUGAACGAAUAUGAUUCGCUAUUUUUGUGGGAUAUAUUUUUAACAUUAUUUUUGUCAUAAAUAUUUUAGUAACGGUAACUGAUAAGCCAGUCUUUUUUGUAAUUUUGAAACAACGGUGUAUAAAGAUAUAUUAUUUACAAUGCCUUUCAACUGUGUUUCAAUCAAUAUAGUUUGAUACAAAUGGAUUGUGCUUUUUCCUAGAAUACUGCGAUACUGCGUUGUAGAUAUUAUUAAUAUUAUGUGUAAGAACAAUUAGCCAACUUGCCCACGAGUGAGGUCGCGCUAAAUGGUUAUAGCUAUACGCCUUGUGAAACAUUUCACUGAAUAUAAUGUAAAAAAGGCUAUAAAACCAAAGAUAAAGCCUACUAGAGCUUUUAGCGCCCUCGUCCAUGCAAUGCUGAGAUUUAUUGAGCGUACUUACCAGUGGGAGGCUCCUUUGCACAGGAUACCGGAUGAUAGGUGCCACAACGGUGCCUACCGUGAAGCAGUAAUGUGUUAACAUUACUGUCUUUAUUUCAGAAGGGCGCCGUAGCUAGUGAAAUUACUGGGCAAACUAGACUUAACAUAUUAUGUUGCAAGGAGACGAGCACAAUUGUAGUGCCACUCAGAAUUUUUGGAUGUUUCAAGAAUCCUGAGCGGCACUGCAUUGUAAUGGGCAGGGCGCAUCAAUUUCCAUCAGCUGAAAGUCCUACUCGCCUUGUCCCUAAUGGUCAUAAAAAAAUACUUUGAUCAGACUUUUCUUACCUACAUAAAACUUAGCUGAGUGUGAUAAGGCUAACUUGACUUUUCAAUUACUUGCAUACAUUUAUUUACAUGCCUUACUCAGUACAAUAUCAGCUGUCAAAUAACUAAAAAAACCAAACCAAAGAUAAUAUGCCAAGCUUUCACUCUGCUCUGUCUUACGUAAGUAAAGUCUGAGCAAAGUAUAAGUACGCUGUAUAUAUCUCAGCUCUCAGGCUGAGGUUAUUGGGUGCAAUACUGAGAUAAAUUUCGAUAAUACGCCUAUACAAUGAACCGUAGAUAAAAUAAUUUUUGAUUGUUAUGAAUUCUGUUUUUAUACAAAUCGUUUAUUGCAUUAAUUUAUUGAACUGUAAAUAAAAUUUUAUGUGUUAUGUGUUGUGAGAAUUAAAGCAUUUAAUUAAUUA